AUGACGGAUGUCGCCGAGACGACCUCUCAGCCAAAAACCAAGCGUCCUCAUGGCGUCCCCUCUAUUCCGAGCAAAAUCCUCAGGAUGAUCUUCUCUAACCUUCAGCAGUCAACCCCCCCAUCUGACCCAAACCCCAACCGGAACCUCCAACGUAUACGCAUGGUAUCCCGCCGGUUCUACAACCUCAGCUCGGACAUGCUCUUCCCAGUCAUUGACAUUGAUAUCAGCACGACGAGCCUUCGGAAAAUCGACAUAAUAUCGCGCCACGAAGCCAUGAGGCUCGGCGUGAGAGCCGUUCGCAUCCGCGUCGACCUCAUGAGUCCCAUCCUGGCCGAGUCCCGACUUUGCUUCCGGCAUUACUGCUGGGGCAUCCCGCGGCCCGACCCGCACAUUUCGUACCACGAACUCCCAGAGACUUUUGCUACCGAGGAUGACUUCCUCGCUACCUGGGCCAGGUACAACUACAAGGCUCUGUAUCACGACCAGAUGCACCUGCUACAGACCGGUGAGUUUACCCGCGUCGUUGCCCAAGCCAUGGCUCGGAUGGACAGAGCCAGGUCUCUCGAGCUGUACACCACUAAGUUCUUCACCGACUACUACGAGGAAGAGGCGGAAAUGUUCAAUGAUUUCGCGGAGAUGCAAGAUGACUACCCGGAAGUGGGCACUCUCCGGCGUUUCGAGCACGAGUGGGAAGAUCGUAGCAUGCCUCUCACAGCCAUCUAUAUUGACCUGCCGAGGGUGCUGCACGAGGCCGGUGUCCAUGUGACCAAGCUUUCGGUCGACUUUUCAUGGGGUGAGUGGAUCCUCGAGUUAAAGCGACUUUCCUCGUCACAGGCCAAGGGAAUCCAGAACGGUCUGAAAGAGUGCAAAACCCUGCGCUUCAUCAUAAGCGGCCACGCCGCGGCCGACGGACAAAACGGGGAUACCCAGAGAGUCCAAGCCUUCUACCUCAUGGAAAAGUACCUGAACGCGCCGUCGCUGGAGACUGUCGAGGUCGGCAACAACUCCGUCAUCGACUAUUUCGAUAUCAGCCAGAGAUUCCUGGCGGCUCAGUGCUGGUCCAGCGUCCGCAACCUCUACAUCCGGCAUGGAGAGUUCGGGCUGAGGGAGGUGAGGCUUCUCGUAGACAGCCUGACCAGGCCGAUCUCCUCGCUCACGCUGGACGGGACAGCUCUCCCAACCAACGAGGAGGACCAGUACUUGGACAUCCUGAGAGGCUUAGCCCAGAAAGUCAGGAUUCUCGACCCUUUGCUCCAUCCCGGCAGCGCCGCAGAGAGGGUCUUUGAUAGCUCAGGCGGCCUCAGCUUGGCUAAUCGUUAUUGUGAGGGGCUGAUCGACAAGAACCCUCUCCGAGAUAACUAG
Molecule: messenger RNA, 1362 nt
Organism: Lasiosphaeria miniovina
Lineage: Eukaryota; Fungi; Ascomycota; Sordariomycetes; Sordariales; Lasiosphaeriaceae
Exons: 1
Coding region: 1-1362 (453 amino acids)
Source: RefSeq, a predicted model, not a curated record